Molecule: messenger RNA, 1770 nt
Organism: Asparagus officinalis (garden asparagus)
Lineage: Eukaryota; Viridiplantae; Streptophyta; Magnoliopsida; Asparagales; Asparagaceae
Exons: 12
Coding region: 216-1607 (463 amino acids)
Biological process (GO): cell surface receptor signaling pathway
Cellular component (GO): plasma membrane
Source: RefSeq, a predicted model, not a curated record
UCACAAAAAUAGUACAAAGGAAUGCGAUCUUCGACGCUGUCCUACCCGCGAUUGUCUUCCUCCGAGUAACUUCCUCCAAUUUUCUCAGGGAGGAAAAAUAAGAUCCGAAUUCAACGCGGCACAAGAAAAAAUAUCCAUUAUGGAUUCCACAAUCUCAUUAAUAUCAGUCAACACUGAGUUUCUUUCUUCAAACCCUAACCCUAACUUCACUAUCAAUGGACACCAUCGGCGACGUCGCAAGCGUAGCCCAGCUCUCCGGCGUCGACGCCGUCGGCCUCAUCUCGAUGAUCGUCAGAUCGGCAUCGACGGCGAGAACGCACAGGAAGAACUGCGUCGAAUUCGCUCAGCAUCUGAAAGUUGUCGGCGACCUGUUGGAGAAGCUGGAUGUCUCGGAGCUUAAGCGGCACCGCGAGACGCGGGAACCGCUGGAGCAGCUCGAGGAGGCCCUGCGGAGGUCCUUUGUUCUCGUCGACAGCUGCCGGGGAAUGAGCUAUCUUUACCUGUUGGCGAUGGGUUGGAACGUUGGGUCGCAGUUUAGGAAAGCGAGGGAGGAGAUUGAUUGGUACUUGAGGCUGAUUCCUCUGAUUUCGCUCGUUGAUAGGGCUAGAGCGAGGGACUCAAGACUGAAGAAUAUACCCCAACAGGACCAUUGUCUAAUUGAUCUUAAAGUAGAAUCGGGACAUGAUCAAUCGAAAGUUGACCAACAGAAUGACAUGAUGGAUGCAAAGGGAGUAAAAGCUGAUGCAAACCCAGAUGUUCAUUAUGGGGAGUUUCCAUCUAACACCUAUACGGAACUUAGAGAGAUUGCUAUUCCUACUGUCUCCGAGGAUAACAAAUCUGAUGCCCUAAAGAGAAGACAAGAAGUUGUUUCCUGGGCUGAUAUCCCCACAUCACACGAGAGACGAACUUCUCCUAGUUCAGAAGCAGGCGAAGUAUCUUUACCUGGUAUCGGGGGAUUUCAAAUCACUGGUGAAGCUACACCAGGAAGCACUCUGAGAGCAUGUGGCUAUGCCACGAAUGGGACUUCCCUUUGCAUCUUCCAGUGGGUUCGUCAUAUUGACAUUGUUGGUACAAAGCAGUUAAUUGAAGGAGCCACAAUGCCAGAAUACGUGGUAACUGCUGAUGAUGUUGGUACCAUUCUUGCUGUGGACUGCAUACCAAUAGAUGACAGUGGCCGACAGGGGAGAUUGGUUCAUCAUGUUGCCAACAACCAAAACAAAGUAGUAUGUGAUCCUGCCAUGCAGUAUGAGAUUGAUGCUCACAUUUCUGCAGGAAGCGCAGUAUUUACAGUUUUCUUGUUGAUGGAUUUUUCAGAGGAACGGGCACAUUUGAUUUUAGCACAAAAUGGCUAUCGAAUUAGAGUCAUUAGCACCAACCAUGUGGUAAUGGAGGAAAAAUAUUCACCUGAUUUAUAUGUCAAACUUCCAAAUGGACAAUCAACACAAUUUACGUUAAUGUGCUCCGAGGGAUCGAUUCUACCAUUCAACACAAGCAGAACAUUGCAAGAAUAUGACACUAACAAUAUUAGAUUGCGAGAUAGUAUUGUCUUGACCUUGAGACACUUCCAAGCUAAGGCUGUAGGUGCUAAAGGGAAAGGCCAAGCAUAGCAACAUUCAAUCACUAAAUAUGUUUUCCAUGUAUUCCUACAUAUUUUAUUCUUGUAGAUAUGCCACUGAAGGGAUGUACUUAUUGUGCAAUAAUCGAUGUGUAAACAGUAUUAAAAUGGUAUUAUUGCCUCUAUAUGAACAAUCUUUGUUGAAAUUUUCUUUU